ACAGUUCUAAUAAUUAAUAACCAACUUUACAAUGCUUAAGUUAGCAACUCAAAGAGCCCUUCCUAGGUUAAUUAUCCCUUCGAGAAGAUACUUGUCUGUUUCUAUUAGAUCUUGGAACAGACUUGAUCGUCCAUUAGGUGACCGUACCAUCGAAUCCAACAUUCCUACUGAAACCAAUAAAUUGUCCAAAUCCUUGACUAAAUUCUGGAAGAACGCUGAUGCUAAAUACAACACAGACACCAAGAAGUUUGAUGUUCAAUUAGAUGGUAAAACCUUGAGAACCCCCUUGGGUUUUCCCUUAUCUCUUCCUGAAUCCAAGAAACAAUUGGCGGAAUUGAUCGCUCAUGAAUGGGCAAACUUACCUGAUUUAAAAAUCAAGACAAAUUCCUUACCAUUGACUUCCUUAGCUUCUAGAGCUAUUGAUUUGACUCAUAUUCAUGAUCAAGAAGUUGCCGAUAGAGAAGAAAUGAUUGCUAAAGUCGGUAACAUUGAAGAUAUCAAGAUUAACGUGUUGAGAUAUCUUGAUACUGAUACUUGUCUUAUAUUUGCCACUCAUAAAGAGUACAGUGGGAAAUUAAGGAAAAAGCAAGAUGAGUUGUAUCUACCUUUGAUUCAAGAAUAUAAUGAUUUCUUCACCACAUAUGCUAGAAACAAGGGACAUUUGUUGGCUCACCCAACAGAUGAAGUCAAGUUGCAACACUUGGAUUGCGAAACUGAUGGAUUAAGAGGUAAUAGACAAACUAUUACUACUCAAAAUGUCGUCUUGGAUUGGUUGGAUAAUGUGCCAGUUUUCGACUUGAUUGCUUUGGAAAGAGCAAUUUUAACUACUAAAUCUUUCUUAUGUGGUGUCUCAUUACUUCGUUCUAACAUAUCUGAUGAAGAAAUCAUGAAGUCCGUAUAUCAAUUAAAUAAAAAUUCUCCUGAAGAAUACUAUCACAAGACAGUGGAAGAAAUUGUGGAAUUGGGUAAUUUAGAAACUAUUUUCCAAACUGAGGAAUGGGGUGAAGUUGAAGAUACUCAUGAUGUUGAUAAGGUUGAUUGGUUAAGAAAUUUAGCUAGUGCUGCAUUAGUAUGUCAUUAAAAAAGUUUAUAGAAUUCUUGUAUAUAUUCGUAUCAAUUAUAUUUGCAACAUUUAAAGUUUGGCAACAGGGAAAACCUGCCACGCAGCAGUUACGUGAUGUGUCAACGAAUUUGAUUGUGAGUACAAGGGUAAUUUGUAACACAAAGAUAGUUUCAUAUAAUGGUAAACUUUGUAGAUACAUUUAAUUGGUUGUUAACAGAAAGAAAGCCUACUGGUUUGGAAAUAUUUUACUGAAACCAAAUAGCCGAUCUGUCAGUUAAUUUGCUCGCUACAUUUACUUACCAGUUCAGGGCAAACCUAUUCUGCCAAUCGUAGACUUCUAAAUAUCACACGACCUCUCUGUCAGGGGUAUACCUUCUAUUAAAUAAGCAAAUCAAACUUUGAUAAAAGCGUUGACGUCACAUAACGCUGCCUUACCUCUGACAGCAUUUUACUGGUGGUAACGGAUCCGAAAAA
Messenger RNA from Spathaspora passalidarum NRRL Y-27907, 1537 nucleotides. Its product is annotated as ATP synthase complex assembly protein. Gene Ontology annotation, cellular component: mitochondrion. NCBI's taxonomy places the organism in Eukaryota, Fungi, Ascomycota, Pichiomycetes, Serinales, Debaryomycetaceae. The record is from RefSeq and is a predicted model, not a curated record. Gene Ontology annotation, biological process: mitochondrial proton-transporting ATP synthase complex assembly. The transcript has a single exon. The coding region runs from base 32 to 1081 and encodes 349 amino acids.